Cyclopterus lumpus (lumpfish) is the source of this 1098-nucleotide messenger RNA. It is a transcript of the gene prlhr2a, whose product is annotated as prolactin releasing hormone receptor 2a. The record is from RefSeq and is a predicted model, not a curated record. Gene Ontology annotation, molecular function: neuropeptide binding; neuropeptide Y receptor activity. Lineage: Eukaryota; Metazoa; Chordata; Actinopteri; Perciformes; Cyclopteridae. Gene Ontology annotation, biological process: G protein-coupled receptor signaling pathway. The transcript has 2 exons. Gene Ontology annotation, cellular component: neuron projection; plasma membrane. The coding region runs from base 1 to 1098 and encodes 365 amino acids.
AUGGAGGGCACAGGCAGCGGCUGGGCAGCGGAGCUCACCCCCCCGUGCGUGAUGCACGAGGUAAAAGGGAACGACACCGGUCAGGUCUUUGAGGUGGCGCUGCAGAACGGCUCCUCCGGGCGCAGCCCCCAGUUUGUGGGUGUGGAGCUGUUGCAGUCCUUCCAGCUGCUCAUCAUUCCCUGCUACACUCUGGUGGCUCUAGUGGGCGUCUUUGGCAACUACCUGCUCCUCUAUGUCAUAUGUCGCACUCGUAAGAUGCACAAUGUCACCAACUUUUUUAUUGGAAACCUGGCCUUCUCUGACAUGCUGAUGUGUGCCACAUGUGUCCCCUUCACACUGGCAUACGCCUUCAACCCACGCGGCUGGGUGUUUGGCCGCUUCAUGUGCUACCUGGUGUACCUCAUCCAGCCUGUGACGGUCUACGUGUCGGUCUUCACUCUCACUGCUAUUGGUAUGGACAGAUACUAUGCCACAGUCCAUCCUCUGAAAAAGCGCAUCUCAGUCUUGGCGUGCACAUACCUUCUGUCUGGGAUCUGGCUGCUGUCCUGUGGUCUGGUGGCUCCAGCUGUGGCUCACACAUACCACGUGGAGUUCAAGAACGAGGGCUUCACCAUCUGCGAGGAGUUCUGGAUGGGCCAGGAGAGCGAGCGGCUGGCCUACGCGUACAGCACUCUCUUCAUCACGUACGUCCUGCCUCUGUCGGCGCUCUGCAUCUCGUACCUGUGCAUCUCUGUCAAACUGCGGAACUAUGUGGUUCCCGGCCACCAAACCCAGAGCCAAGCAGAGGCUCAGCGCGUGCGCAAACGCAAGACCUUCCGGCUGGUGAGCCUGGUGGUGGCAGCGUUCGGCAUCUGCUGGAUGCCUAUCAGUGUGUUCAAUGUGCUGCGCGAAAUUGACAUUGACCUGAUUGAUAAGCGCUACUUUCUGCUCAUUCAGCUGCUCUGUCACCUGUGUGCAAUGAGCUCGUCCUGCUGCAAUCCUUUCCUCUACGCCUGGCUACACGACCGCUUCCGCGCUGAGCUCCGCAAAAUGUUCACAUGCCGCCGUCGCAUUGGACUCUCGGCCAAUAACUGUGCCACAGCCAGCGUGGUUUUGUGA